CCCGUCUUCCACCAGCGCGCAGACGAUGCAAAUCAUGACGAGAUGACUUCCCGCGACCGUUCUUGAUGAAAGCUACAGCUCCUAAUUUGAUGAUCCUGACGACUCUUCUUUUCUCAACGCUAAUGAAUUCUCUGCUGUCUCGCUCCUAAUAAUAUAACUAUUUGCUUUUUGGUCCUGUAUCAUAGCUUCGUGCCCACUUCGCUCUCUCUACUUCUACUUGGCGCUUCUUCUGAUUCUAAAGCCUAUUUGUUUCCUCCUUUUUAAUUACGUUUUCGCACAAUGGCUUCUCUAAUCCCCCUGACCGAAAUUCCAACCAUUUCACUCCUCUACCGCCUCAAGCACCUUGUCCCCGCAGCCUCCCCGCGCGUCUCGACUCCUUCCCAAAUCCUCAAUGAUACCAUCUGCCACAUCACCAGUGACAUCACAAAGCUCGAGGUUGACUGCAUCGUGAAUGCGGCCAACAGGUCUCUGCUUGGUGGGGGUGGGGUCGAUGGAGCUAUUCACCGCGCAGCCGGCCCUGGCCUCCUCCGGGAAUGUCGCACCUUGGGAGGCUGCCAGACCGGUGACUGCAAAAUCACCGGUGCGUAUGGCCUUCCCUGUAAGAAGGUCAUCCACACCGUUGGACCUGUCUACUGGACAGAGGUAGAAGUCAACGAGGAUCAGCCGGAAAAGCUGCUGCGAGAUUGCUAUCGACGAAGCCUGGGAAUUGCGGCCGAAAAUGGCAUGAAGACCAUUGCGUUUUCGUCCGUUAGCACAGGUAUUUAUGGAUACCCGAGCGCAGAAGCUGCAGAUAUAGCGAUCCGGACCGUCAAGGAGUUUUUGGAAGCUUGCCCGCAGGCUCUGGACAGGGUGGUCUUCUGUACCUUUGAGAAAAAAGACGAGAGAGCAUAUCAAUUGUUGAUUCCUCAAUACUUUCCUCCUACCCAGUCCGAUAUCCCGCAGCCCCCAGCCAAGGAGGAGACCCCCACCGCCGAAGAAAACGCUCCUCCAUCGCCGGGCCUCGCAGCGAAAUUACCCGACGCGCCAACCUCAGACCCCGUUAAUCCACGGGAACCCGACAUUAAGAAACCAAAACUGGAGCCAGAUCUAGAUCGAGAGGAGGAUAAAAGUGAAGAUGACUGGGAGAAAGUUGAUCAAUGCGAGGGCAUUGCGUCCAUAGAGAAACUCGACGAUGAUCCGGUUGAGGUGGACAAAGCCCCAACUGCAGCUGAUGUUCAGAGUGUGGUCUCUAGUGUUGCAGAUUUGGAGUCAUCGACGGAAAUGAAGCAAAAAUAGCGUCCAAUUUCUUGUUUAUAUAGCCUUCGAAACUCCGAACAAAAAUUCUGGAAGCGAGCCCUUUGUAUGCACCACACAGGUGAGCCCGAACGAUAGCCACAUUGAAACCAUAUAUUGAGGCUGUAGCCAUUGUGAAUUAGGAGUAAUUGAGUAUAGUUAAUCUAU
Coccidioides immitis RS is the source of this 1440-nucleotide messenger RNA. RefSeq names its product LRP16 family protein. The record is from RefSeq and is a predicted model, not a curated record. The transcript has 2 exons. NCBI's taxonomy places the organism in Eukaryota, Fungi, Ascomycota, Eurotiomycetes, Onygenales, Onygenaceae. Bases 280 to 1275 code for a protein of 331 amino acids.